Schizophyllum commune H4-8 is the source of this 990-nucleotide messenger RNA. RefSeq lists its product as uncharacterized. The transcript has 3 exons. The coding region runs from base 1 to 990 and encodes 329 amino acids. Gene Ontology annotation, molecular function: oxygen binding; heme binding. Lineage: Eukaryota; Fungi; Basidiomycota; Agaricomycetes; Agaricales; Schizophyllaceae. The record is from RefSeq and is a predicted model, not a curated record.
AUGGCACACGGUUGUCCAGUCAGUGGACACUCCGGGGGAGCCAAUCUCUGCCCCGUCCUCUCGAACACGUCCUCCUUCGGGGAGAAGAACCCGCCGUACGCGGAGUACGACGAGGAGGCGCUCUACACCAACUUGCGCGUACGCAUUGACUACCUCACGCGCUUCGUGGGCUUCGACUCGGAGGACAUCGACGCGCUGAACGAGAUCGCACCCGUGAUUGAGCCGAUGAUUCCUGAUCUUGUCGACCGGGUGUACCACCAGCUGUUCAAGUUCGACGUGACGAAGCGGGUCUUCAUGCCGCGGAAGGAGGGGACGGAGGGCAGGGUGCUCGCGGAUCUACACCACUUGACGCUUGAUGCGCCGCAGAUCCAGAUGCGCAAGAAGACGUUCUCGGUCUAUCUGCGCAAGCUGUUCGCGUCGGACUACGAGGAGUUCUCGACGUGGCAGUACUUUGACAACGUUGGCGUGAUGCACACCGGCAAGGCUGGCCUGAAGCACCGCAAGCUCAUGGGGAAGGAUUCGUUGCAUGUUGAUAUCAUGCACCUGGCCAUCCUCCUUGCCUGGACCCUCGACAUCCUUACACCCGUCAUCCUCAAGAACGAAGACUUCGACAUGGACCGCCGCAUAGAAAUUCUGCGCGCGCUCCAGAAGGUCGUUUGGAUUCACAACGACCUCUUCACGCGGCACUAUGUCCAGCGCGCGACGCACGUCUCCGCCUUGCGCAGCGCCUCCGCCAGCGUCGGCUCUUUCAGCACCAUCAACGAGCACCCGCCCUCCACGCGCGGCAGCUCUGGCUCCUCCUCGGGCGGCGUCAACGAGUCGUACUUCCCGGGCUCCGCGCCCGGCGACCGCGUCUCGGGCGCGAGCCCCGUGCGCCGUCCGGGCACGAGCAGCAGCACGCACUCGUUCACGAGCGGCUCGAGCGGCGCGCUCGGCUUCGACAAGCAGUCACAGUCCGGCAAGCAGCGCAAAACUUUCUUCGGCUUCUAG